CCAGAACCUCGGGAGCCUCGACUGCGCAGGCGCGAGCGCGGGAACCGGGAACCGGGGUUUGAGUUUCUGGCGAACUUUCUGCCCGCGCAGUCCGGGGUGGCUCUCCCGGUCCUUCUUGCAGGAUGAAAGUAUUCACUUGUGAAAUUGCAUGGCACAAUAAAGAACCAGUGUACAGCUUAGACUUUCAACAUGGCACUGAUGGAAAAAUCAAUAGAUUGGCUUCUGCUGGAGUGGACACUGCUGUUCGUAUAUGGAAAGUAGAAAAGGGACCAGAUGGGAAAGCAAUUGUGGAAUUCUUGUCCAAUUUAGCUCGCCAUACCAAAGCUGUGAAUGUUGUGCGUUUUGCUCCCAAUGGUGAGAUUCUAGCAUCUGGUGGAGAUGAUGCUGCGAUUUUGUUGUGGAAGUUGAAUGAUAACAAAGAGCAAGAGCCAACAGUAUUUCAGGAUGGUGAUGAUGAUAACCAACUAAACAAGGAGAACUGGACAGUAAUUAAAACUUUAAGAGGUCAUUUGGAAGAUGUGUAUGAUAUUUGCUGGACCCCUGAUGGAAACUUCAUGGCAUCUGCAUCAGUUGACAACACAGCUAUAAUGUGGGAUGUCAGUAAAGGGCAAAAGGUUUCUAUUUUUAAUGAACACAAAAGUUACGUUCAAGGAGUAACCUGGGACCCUGCAGGACAGUAUAUUGCAACUCUUAGUUGUGAUAGGGUUUUGAGAGUAUAUAAUACGCAGACUAAGAGAGUGGCAUUUAACGUUACCAAAAUGCCGUCGGGCAGAGGAUCUGAAGGAGAGGUAAAAAGCUAUCGAAUGUUUCAUGAUGACAGCAUGAAGUCAUUCUUUCGGAGGCUCACUUUUACACCUGAUGGCUCUCUGCUCCUUGUUCCUGCAGGCUGUGUGGAAUCAGGAGAAAAUGUAACAAACACUACUUACGUUUUUUCCAGAAAAAAUCUGAAAAGGCCUAUAGCUCAUUUACCUUGUCCCGGAAAGGCAACCUUAGCCGUUCGUUGCUGCCCAAUCUACUUUGAGCUCAGGUCUUCACUUAACAAAGAAGAAGCUUCCAAGAAGACUGGUCUGAUAAAUCUACCCUACCGGAUGGUUUUUGCUGUUGCUUCAGAAGAUUCUGUGCUCUUCUAUGACACAGAGCAAUCCUUUCCUUUUGGUUAUGUAUCUAAUAUACAUUACCAUACUAUUAGUGACAUUUCGUGGUCUAGUGAUGGAUCCUUUCUUGCUAUUUCUUCUACGGAUGGAUAUUGUUCUUUUGUGACUUUUGAAGAAGAUGAGCUUGGAAUACCCCUGAAAGAGAAGCCAGCUGUAAGUGCCGGGACCCCCAGCACAGCUGAGAAAAAAAUGAAAAAGGGCCAGUCUUCUAGUGUUAUCUCCCCAGUUCCAAAACCAGUGGAUGGCACUCCUCCUAAUAAGACCAUGGAUCCCGGCAGCCCAGCUGUGCAAUGCAAGACUCUGAUAAACAGCAAAGAGUUGCCCUCAACACCUAUUGCGGUUAGAAAGCCCCCAGUGGCCUCUUUGGAAGAGAAGAAACCUAUGCAGCCAUCAAGCUCAAAAGCAAACCAACCCAGGAGGGUUACCCUUAAUACCUUACAAGCAUGGAGCAAGGCACCCAGGAGAGUUGCCUUAAUCCCUCUAAAUGCAGACACGCAAGACUCAUCGCCUUCCGAUCCCAUCUCUACAACUGCUUCCACGGAAACUGUUCAACAUGAGAGGCCAUCACCACCUGAAGACCCCUUGCAAAAUCCACCACCUCCUAAGCGUCUUAAAUCUGAUGAAACUUCCAACUCUGAAUUAACUGAAAAUGAAAAUAAAAUGUAAAGCCACUGCUAAUGUGCUGAACUUCAAUGAAUGCCUUGCCUGCAGAAUGCAAGAGUUGUCCAAAGAAUACUUGCAAAAGCCACAUCAUGUGAAAUGGACGCCAAGCAUUCUAAGCAAAAGGUUGACUGUGCAGUAGGCUCUUUAGAGCCUGCGGGUGUGGAAAUCUCACCUGGUUGCAAAUGUGUAUUAUUUCAGUAGUCCUUUACGCACUAAGUUGUCCUGGGAGUCUGUACCUGGCAGACAAAGGCUGCUUGAAAUAAAGGGUGUCUGCUUCACAAACUAACUUGCUCCAUGCAGUCCCUCAGAAUUUUGUGAAACUAAUGCAUUCUGCCUUCAUUCCUUCCUUCAUUCAUGUUAUGUUCAUGUUAUGUUAUCUUCCUGUACCAAUUAAAUGCAAAAUUAGAAAAUACAAGCUUUUUCAGCUACAUGCAAAUGACAAGGUGCCAGAGUUUUAGGGCAAGUCUUCAAUGGGCAGUUAUAUAAACUGGUUUGAAAACAAAGUUCAGAAUCUAAAACUGCUACUUUUCUCUACAUAAAACGCAGGCAAAGUUAAUUUAAAAGUCUCAUGGGGUUUUAAUAUGUCAUGCAAAUAUUACAGAUGGUUACACUUCCUUAAGAGUGCUUAAAAAAAACAUGAAAGAGGUUCCAAUAAUAAAAAUACGUGAAAGGUUUUUGUCGUUUGUGAGUGCUUUUAUGCUUGCUAAGAAUAGCAAUAUGAUGCAGUGAUUGGAAUAAAAAGUUGAACAUUCAUAUUAA
Messenger RNA from Podarcis raffonei (Aeolian wall lizard), 2576 nucleotides. RefSeq names its product chromatin assembly factor 1 subunit B (gene CHAF1B). Gene Ontology annotation, cellular component: nucleus; CAF-1 complex. NCBI's taxonomy places the organism in Eukaryota, Metazoa, Chordata, Lepidosauria, Squamata, Lacertidae. Gene Ontology annotation, molecular function: protein binding. Gene Ontology annotation, biological process: nucleosome assembly; DNA replication-dependent chromatin assembly. The record is from RefSeq and is a predicted model, not a curated record. The transcript is spliced from 14 exons. The coding region runs from base 123 to 1820 and encodes 565 amino acids.